This is a messenger RNA of Antrostomus carolinensis (chuck-will's-widow), 3000 nucleotides long. RefSeq names its product myomesin-1. The transcript has 25 exons. Gene Ontology annotation, molecular function: protein binding. NCBI's taxonomy places the organism in Eukaryota, Metazoa, Chordata, Aves, Caprimulgiformes, Caprimulgidae. The record is from RefSeq and is a predicted model, not a curated record. The coding region runs from base 1 to 3000 and encodes 999 amino acids.
AUGGAGAAAAUUUAUGAGGUUUUUUAUGUGAUCGUUAGAUUCAUUUGCCAUGGGCUUGUCAAUGGUGAGAAGUAUAUUUUCAGAGUCAGAGCCGUUAACGCAGCGGGACUCAGCGAAUUUUCACAGGAUUCAGAGCCUAUAGAAGUGCAAGCAGCCAUUGGGGGAGGAUUGCUUCAUGGUGUGUGUCCUGAACUGAGUGGUAAAGCUGGCGAACUAACAGACUGCACUGCCAGCUGGGAAGGCAUGCAUGAGUCCUCCCAGCCUAUCUUUGACACAGAUGCUUUGCUAAAAUGCAAUGCUAAAUUUAAUAGAGAGACACUAUCCAGUAGCUCUGACAGACUGGGCAGUACAGGAGACAAUAAGACGAGAGAAAUGGUUAAGGAACAUAUCACAUCUGCACUGCAAAAAGUUGCUGCUAAGCAGGCAAGUAAGUCUCGAUCCGGGCAUCUGGAAAAAGUGUCAGAGAAGAAAGAUACAGCUGCUCCAUCUCCACCUUAUGACAUCAUGGUACUUGAGAGUGUUCGUGACUCAAUGGCAUUAGGAUGGAAACAACCUAAAGUCACCGGUGGAACUGAAAUUACCGGCUACUACGUGAACUAUCGUGAAGUGGUUGAUGGAGUUCCUGGGAAAUGGAUGGAGGCCAAUAUUAAGGCCAUUAGUGAGAGGGCAUACAGGAUUCAAGACCUGAAGGAAAACAUGGUGUACCAGUUCCAGGUGGCUGCUGCUAACCUGGCUGGGGUUGGGACACCCUCCCUACCCAGCCAGCCCUUCAAAUGUGAAGAAUGGACCAUUGCAGUACCUGGGCCACCCCAUGAUGUCACAUGCACAGAAGUUAGGAAAGACUCUUUGGUUUUGCUGUGGAAGGAACCAGUUUAUACUGGUCGUAGUCCAAUAGCUGGUUAUUAUGUUGAUAUGAAGGAAACUGAAGCAAAGGAGGAACAUUGGAGAAGUGUCAAUGAGAAGCCACUGCAAAAUAAAUUCUUGAAGAUAGGUGGCCUACAAGAAGGUGUGAGCUAUGUGUUUCGUGUGCGGGCAACAAACCAGGCUGGUGUUGGGAAACCAUCAGAUGUCACGGAUCCUGUUGUAGCUGAAACACGACCAGGAACCAAGGAAGUUGUGGUUGAUGUAGAUGACAAUGGAGUAAUUUCCUUGAACUUCGAAUGUGAUCAGAUGUCCCCAAACUCUCAGUUUGUUUGGUCCAAAAAUUAUGAACCAAUUGAGGAUGAUUCUCGACUGAGCAUCGAUACCAAAGGCGGAAAGUCAAAAGCUGCCUUUAAGGAUCUUGGAGAAGAUGAUUUGGGAAUUUACUCUUGUAUUGUUACAGACACUGAUGGAGUUUCAUCAAGCCACACAAUUGAUGAGGAAGAAAUGAAACGCUUGCUUGCUCUGAGCCAUGAGCGCAAAUUCCCAACUGUCCCACUUGCCUCUGAGUUGGCAGUGGAAAUUUUGGAAAAAGGAGAAGUGAGAUUCUGGUUGCAAGCUGAAAAACUGUCUGGCAAUGCAAAGGCCAACUUUGUAUUUAAUGAUAAAGAGAUUUUCAAUGGAGAGAAAUACAAAAUGAAGGUGGACCAGAAGACUGGCCUUGUUGAAAUGAUUAUGGAUAAACUUGAGGACAAGGAUGAAGGGACUUACACUUUCCAACUGCAGGAUGGAAAAGCAACCAAUCAAUCCAGCCUUGUUCUCAUUGGUGAUGUAUUCAAGAAGCUGCAGGAUGAAGCAGAUUUCCAGAGAAAAGAAUGGCACAGGAAACAAGGUCCUCAUUUUGUGGAUAAACUGGGAUGGGAAGUUACCGAUGACUGUAAUGUGAUGUUGAAAUGUAAGGUGGCUAAUAUUAAGAAGGAAACACACAUUGUAUGGUACAAAGAUGACAGGGAGAUAAUGGUAGAUGAAGAACAUGACUUUAAAGACGGAGUGUGUACUCUGCUGAUAUCAGAGUUUUCUAAGAAAGAUGCUGGCACAUAUGAAGUCAUACUGAAGGACGACAGAGGAAAGGACUCCAGUGAGCUGAAGCUUAAGGACACAGCUUUUGCAGAUCUAAUGAAUGAAGUAUGCAGAAGGAUUGCUUUAUCUGCGACAGACCUGAAAAUCCAGAGCACAGCUGAGGGUAUCAGACUGUACUCCUAUGUUACUUAUUAUGUGGAAGAUCUGAGAGUAGGCUGGGUGCACAAUGAUACACAGAUUAGGUUCACAGACCGAGUGAAGACUGGUGUCACUGGGGAGCAGAUCUGGUUGCAGAUCAAUGAGCCGACUCCACAGGACAAAGGCAAAUACACAAUGGAACUCUUUGAUGGUAAAACAGAACACAAAAAGACAGUGGAUCUUUCUGGACAAGCAUUUGAUGAAGCCUUUGCUGAGUUCCAGAGAUUAAAGCAAGCAGCGAUUGCAGAGAAAAAUCGUGCACGGGUACUUGGAGGUUUGCCCGAUGUUGUUACCAUCCAGGAGGGCAAGGCACUUAAUCUUUCUUGCACUGUCUGGGGAGAUCCUACCCCAGAGGUCUCAUGGCUGAAGAAUGAAAAAGCAUUUGUAUCAGAUGCUAAUUGCAUUCUGAAAUUUGAAUCUGGAAAAAAAGUCAGCUUUUCCAUUUCUACUGUGUCCACACUCGACUCUGGGAAAUACAGCAUUGUGGUGAAGAACAAGUACGGCACAGAGACCAGCGAUGUCACUGUGAUUGUGAUUUCUGUGUCAGGACAGACUGACACAGUCCAAGGACACGAUCAAAAUAAUAUAAAUGUAUCUAAAAAAAGAAAAACAAUGACAGCAAACAAAAGGAAGGAAGGGGAAAAGAAAGAUUUCAUUAAGCCACACGUAGAAGAAAUUAUUGCUACAGAAGAGACACCUAAUCCAAAUGAAAUCCUCCCUGUGGAAACAGAAAAGAACAUGAAAAGCAACCAGCGAGCAGCAAAGAAGACUGAUGGGAAGGCAGCAGUAGCAGAAAUGGUUCCUCAGCCCACAGAAAGCUUGGAUAGGCAGGGAAAGAAACCACUGGAAAAAAAGCCUUGA